AUGGCCAGCAGCCACUUCUCCUCGCUAAUGGCGCAGAGCAGGCAGCAGACGGAGGCGGUUCAGGCGCAGGCGAAAGCCCAGCUAGAAGCGAAACAGCGACGAGAAGCCGAGAAAGCCCGAGAACAGGCCGAGCGGGAGAAGAAGGCGAAAGAGGCGGAGGAGAGGAUGCGGCAGCGGCAUUUCGAGGAGCAGAAGCGGGAGAAGGAGCGGCAGGAGAAGCGGGCACAGGAGAAGGAGGCCGAGGCGCGGCGCGAGGCACAGCGUGAGCGUGUUCGCGAGGCCGUUCUCCUCGGCAAGGGCGGCGGCAAGUCCCGUGCGCGCUCGGGUGGCGGUGGAGGCGGUGGAUGGGGCCGUGCGAAGAAGAAGACGGACGAAGAGGACGACGGGAGCGUCGGUGGCGGCGGCGGCGCGCUGACUCGAGAGGAGAAGCGUGCGCGGCGGAUGGAAAACGAGUUCCGGAUGCCCGGCUCGGCGUCGCGCUCAAAGCUCCCGACGCCCAAAGCGGGAAAGCGGCUCCCUGGCGGCGCAUUACCCUCUAACCUGGUCGGGAGCGCCAGUCGGGGCAGCAGGACGAUUGACGACGCUAUGCGAGACCGUGACCGCGGGAAGACUGUCUCUGGCAACAGUGCUCGCUCCUAUGAUGGCUCCUUCUCCGACUCUAAGAUCGGCAAGUCCUCUUCCGACAAGUUCGCGGGUAAAGGUCUCCCGAAGAAGACGCCUGUCGGGCGUGACCCACCCUCUUCCGCGCCCAAGCGUGCGCCGCUACCACUCGCUCGACCUGGCUCUGCUCCCGCAUCGACCAAAGCAGUACCAAAGAAACGCUCUCGCUCGAUCAGCGAAGAUUCAGACUACGACUCUUCCCCUCCGCCCCGCAAGCGCUCGACCAACGGUGGCGGCGGCGGCGGCGGUGGCGGAAACGACGUCAGGGACAUGAUCUGGGGUAUAUUUGGCAAAUCGCGCGAUAAAUACGUAAAUCGUAACGAUCUCAGCGACGACGAGGAUAUGGAGGCCGGCGCAUUCGAUGUCGAGCGGGAGGAGAAGCGCAGUGCCAAACUCGCUCGUCAAGAGGAUCUGGAGGCAGAGCUGGAAGAGAAGCGCAGGGAAGAGGAGAAGCGACGUCGCCGUAUGUCCAAGGCCUGA
Molecule: messenger RNA, 1140 nt
Organism: Peniophora sp. CBMAI 1063
Lineage: Eukaryota; Fungi; Basidiomycota; Agaricomycetes; Russulales; Peniophoraceae
Source: the annotation of a GenBank genome assembly